Messenger RNA from Chelonoidis abingdonii (Abingdon island giant tortoise), 2856 nucleotides. Lineage: Eukaryota; Metazoa; Chordata; Testudines; Testudinidae. The record is from RefSeq and is a predicted model, not a curated record.
AUGGCGUUGCUUCAAGAAGUACCUGUACUUGAUAUCAGCAAAGCACCUUAUAUGGAGUUCCGUCCACAUGUUUGCGAGGCAUUAAGGUUUAGUUCAGUUGGUGAGUUUGUGAGUGAUGCCCUUCUAGUGCCAGAUAAGUGCAAGUUCCUCCACCAGGAAAGGAUGGAUAUAUGCGAAACUCACCUGCACUGGCACACUGUUGCUAAAGAGUCCUGUAGUGAAAAGAGUAUGAAUCUGCAUGAUUAUGGUAUGCUGCUGCCCUGUGGAAUUGACAAGUUCCGUGGUGUGGAGUUUGUUUGCUGUCCAUUAGCAGAUGAAAGUGAUAAUGUUGAUUCAGCUGACGCUGAAGAAGAUGAUUCCGAUGUCUGGUGGGGAGGUGCGGAUGCAGAUUAUGCAGAUGGAAGUGAUGACAAGGUGGUAGAAGAGCAGCCAGAGGAAGAGGAGGAAGUAACGGACGUGGAGGAUGACGAUGCUGAUGAUGAUGGCGAUGAUGAUGAUGAGAUUGAAGAAGAGGCAGAGGAACAGUACGAAGAGGCCACUGAAAGAACUACUAGCAUUGCUACCACAACCACCACCACUACCGAAUCGGUAGAAGAGGUUGUUAAAGAAGUGUGCUCUGAACAAGCUGAGACUGGUCCAUGCCGAGCAAUGAUCUCCCGCUGGUACUAUGAUGUGACUGAACGAAAGUGUGCACCAUUCUUUUACGGCGGAUGUGGUGGGAACCGAAACAACUUUGACUCUGAGGAAUACUGCAUGGCAGUCUGUGGCAGCGUCAUCCCCACCACAGCUGCCAGCACUCCUGAUGCUGUUGAUAAAUACUUGGAGACACCUGGUGAUGAGAACGAGCAUGCCUAUUUCCAGAAAGCCAAGGAGAGACUUGAAGCCAAGCACCGUGAAAGAAUGUCUCAGGUCAUGAGGGAAUGGGAAGAAGCGGAACGCCAAGCAAAGAACUUGCCAAAGGCUGAUAAGAAGGCUGUUAUCCAGCAUUUCCAGGAGAAAGUGGAAUUACUGGAGCAAGAAGCAGCGAAUGAGAGACAGCAGCUAGUAGAGACUCACAUGGCCAGAGUGGAAGCCAUGCUAAAUGACCGUCGCCGCAUUGCUCUGGAGAACUAUAUCACAGCUCUGCAAGCUGUCCCUCCCAGACCUCGCCAUGUGUUCAAUAUGCUGAAGAAGUACGUGCGUGCAGAGCAGAAAGACAGACAGCAUACCCUCAAACACUUCGAACAUGUCCGCAUGGUGGAUCCAAAGAAAGCUGCCCAAAUCAGAUCUCAGGUUAUGACACACCUACGUGUGAUAUAUGAGCGCAUGAACCAGUCUCUUUCCCUUCUCUACAACGUACCAGUGGUUGCUGAGGAGAUUCAAGAUGAAGUGGAUGAACUGCUUCAGAAAGAGCAAAACUACUCUGAUGAUGGCUUGGCCAAUAUGAUCAGUGAGCCCAGGAUCAGCUAUGGAAAUGAUGCCCUCAUGCCUUCAUUGACUGAAACUAAAACCACAGUUGAACUUCUUCCAGUUGAUGGAGAAUUCAGCCUAGAUGACCUUCAGCCAUGGCAUCCUUUUGGUGUUGAUUCUGUCCCAGCCAACACUGAAAAUGAAGUUGAGCCAGUUGAUGCCCGCCCAGCUGCAGACAGAGGAUUGACCACAAGACCAGGUUCUGGGUUGACCAAUGUUAAAACCGAAGAGAUCUCUGAAGUAAAGAUGGAUGCAGAGUUCCGACAUGAUUCAGGAUAUGAAGUGCAUCAUCAAAAAUUGGUAUUCUUUGCUGAAGAUGUGGGUUCAAACAAAGGUGCCAUCAUUGGACUAAUGGUGGGAGGUGUUGUCAUAGCAACAGUCAUUGUCAUUACUUUGGUGAUGCUGAAGAAAAAACAGUACACAUCCAUCCAUCAUGGCGUAGUGGAGGUGGAUGCUGCAGUGACACCAGAGGAACGCCACCUUUCCAAGAUGCAACAAAAUGGCUAUGAAAAUCCAACCUACAAGUUCUUUGAACAGAUGCAGAACUAGAACACCACAACAGCCUCAUGAGUUGGACAGCAAAAUGAUUGCUUCACUGCCCAUCGGUGUUCGGUUAUAGAAUAACAUGGAAAGAAACAAAAACACUCUGUUUUAUUAUUUACUCAUUAUCGCCUUUUGACAGCUGUGCUGUAACACAAGUAGAUGCCUGAACUUGAAAUAAUAAAAAUCAGUAAUGUAUUUUCUCUCUUUACAUUUCAGUCUUUACACUACAUUAUUAAUGAAUGUUUUUUGUGUACUAUAAAGAGUUUAGCUGUAUUUAACUAGUGCAUGGAUAGAUUAUCUUUCCCAAUUAUUUAUCAUGUGGCCCCUUAGCCAACUGUAUAUUAUUCUUGUGAUUUGUGGCAAAAAUUAAGUCCUACUUGAAAUAUGCUUUAAAGAAUUGAUGGGGGAUGCUUCCUGUGUCUUAGCUGCUUCUCUUUGCUGAGGUUUUUUUUUUUCUGAUCACUAGGCAUUUUAAAGUAAAAUACUUUUUUUAAAGUAUUCCAGAUGAGUUAUUUUCUUCUGCAGUUGCAUUUUAUUGUACAGAUGGUUGCUUCUGCUGUAUUAGUGAUGUAGAAAUCAUGGGAAUACACAUUUGUUUCUUUGUGCCUGUUUUAUGUGCACACCUUAGGCAUUGGAAGGUAAACUUAUUUUCUUUUCCAUGUACCUUUUUGAUCUUUUAAUAAAAAUUAAAAAUGAAAAAGAAUCCCUAUUAAUUAUGAGCACUUUCAUAGGGAAAAAGUGCCUGCUGGUUGAAAAUUAAUGGGGAUCCUACAAAUGUCUCUGCAGGAUGAUUGUACAGAAUCAUUGCUUAUGAAUUGAUAGCUUUCUACACUGUGUUACAUAAAUAAAUUAAGAAAAAAAACC